CAUAGAGUUCUCUUUCCAGCUGUAUCAUCGCCCUCUUCGUUUACAAUGAAAACAAACACCCUGAGUACAACUGUUCCCAAUUCAUAUUAUCCAGAUCCAUUUGUGCCAACUGCAAUUUUAGUGCCAAUAAAUGAUGAAACUCAUACAGUCGGAAGUGACACAAGUAGCCUGGUCCAGUCACAUACCUACAAAAAACGAGACCCUGUAGAUGUGCCAUAUCAGACAGGCCAGCUUCAUCCAGCCAUUCGUGUUGCAGAUUUAUUGCAACAUAUCACUCAGAUGAAAUGUGCAGAAGGCUAUGGAUUCAAAGAAGAAUAUGAGAGUUUCUUUGAAGGACAGUCUGCACCAUGGGACUCAGCUAAAAAAGAUGAGAACCGCAUGAAGAAUAGAUAUGGGAAUAUCAUUGCAUAUGAUCAUUCUCGAGUGAGACUGCAGCCUGUCGAAGGGGAUUUAAACUCAGACUAUAUCAAUGGAAAUUAUAUUGAUGGCUAUCAUCGACCAAAUCACUAUAUUGCUACUCAAGGAGCUGGGAUGAUCUGA
Messenger RNA from Thamnophis sirtalis, 540 nucleotides. Lineage: Eukaryota; Metazoa; Chordata; Lepidosauria; Squamata; Natricidae. The record is from RefSeq and is a predicted model, not a curated record.